CCCGUCUCUCUCUCUCUCUCUGGCUGCUGGGAGACACAGGACAGCCAGGCGUCGGUGCCAAGGAAAGGAGAAGGCGUAGACUUCCUCCAAACAUUUCCUCCGCCAUCUCCGCCUGCGAGACUCAAACAAAAAAAAAAAAGAGAGCGAGAGCGAGAGAGAGAGAGAAAGAGAAAAGUUUUCUGGGAUCUUCUGUGAGGGACAGGACUUUCUUUUCCUUUCCUCUCGGUCACCUGGGCGAUCCGACACAGGAGUAUUCCUUUCCUUUUAUCUUUUUUGGAAAUUCCAUAUCCCCUGAGGUCUGGACGUUUUUUCGCAGACAUGGACUGGGGCACAGAUCUGUGGGACCAGUGUGACAUCAUAGACAAACACACGCUGUCGGGCCUCGACCUGGUGGAUCGCUACAUAAAGUUUGUGAAGGAACGGACGGAGAUAGAACAGGGCUACGCCAAGCAACUCAGGAGUCUAUCGAAGAAAUAUGCCAAACGAGGGAGCAAGGAAGAGCAAGACUGCAAAUUCAGCAAUCACGCAUCUUUCCAGGAGAUCCUGAACGAGCUGAACGACUACGCCGGCCAGCGGGAGCUCAUCGCCGAGAACAUGAUGACGGGCAUCUGCGUCGAGCUCACCAAGUAUCUUCAGGACAUCAAAUCAGAGCGGAAAACACACCUGGCGGACGCAAAGAAGGCCCAGCAGAAUUUAGAGGGCAGCUUUAAACACCUAGAAAGUACUAAGAAGCGCUUUGCAAAGGAAUGGGUGGAGGCCGACAAAGCCACGCAACAAGCGGACAAGACGGAAAACGACCUCAAUGCCACCAAGCUCGAUGUCGAGAAAGCCAAGCAGCAUGCCCAUGCCCGCACGCACACGGCGGAGGAGUGCAGGAACGACUACGCAGCCGAGCUCCAGAAGUACAACAAGGAACAGAACAACUUUUACUACACAGAUAUACCACAGAUCUUCAAUAAAAUGCAGGACAUGGAUGAACGGAGGAUCCGGCGGCUGGCGGAGGGAUACUGCCAGUUCUCGGACAUCGAAAAGAAAGUGCUGCCCAUCAUCUCCAAGUGUCUAGAGGGAAUCUCAUCAGCAGGAGUGAAAAUUCAGGAGAAACAGGACUCCUUACUCUUCAUAGAGCAGCACAAGUCUGGCUUUGAGCGACCUGGAGACGUGGAGUUUGAAGACUACACCCAGGGAAUCAAACCAGCGACCUCCGACUCCAGCCUCAACCCGCCCAAAGUGCGCACCAAGCUGUGGCCUUUCAGCAAGAAGCACAAGAUAUCUCAUGCUGAAAAGCACAUGCCGACGGCUACAGAGGAUUUCUCUCACCUUCCUCCGGAGCAGAGGAAAAAGAGGCUGCAAGCGAAGAUCGACGAGAUCGCCAAAGAGCUGCAGAAGGCGCAGGACCAAAGUGAGGCGCUGGACAAGAUGAAGGGCGUGUACGAGCAGAAUCCACAGAUGGGAGACCCGUCCAGUCUGGAGCCUCAGAUCACAGAGACCGCCCAGAACCUCGGACGCCUGAAGGGGGAGAUCGCCAAAUAUGAGUCGUGGCUGUCGGAGGCCGUGGGAGGAGAAGAAUCCUCCAACACCAUCAACAAUAAUAUUCAACACGGCGUUGUAGCAGCUGACCAGACCCACAACAUCUACACAGAGUUUGACGAUGAGUUCGACGACAUAGAAGCUCCCAUUGGCCAGUGCGCGGCUCUCUACACCUUUGAAGGCAACAGCGAGGGCACCAUUUCCAUCACGGAGGGAGAAAUGUUGAAUGUAAUGGAGGAGGAUAAGGGAGACGGGUGGAUGAGAGUCCUCAGAGCCAGUGGAGAGGAGGGAUAUAUACCGUCGUCCUAUGUCAAAGUCAAUCCUUAACACACACACACACUACACACAAACUCACACACACACGCAGUACACAUUUAAAGCUUGUGAUGGAGGCGUGAAUGCAAAGUCAAACCAGAUAAAUGGAGCAGUUCUCCACAUCCUUUGUCUCAGCCUGUGACGUGUACAGUGAGAUGAUUAUAGAGCUUGUUGUCACGGCCGGUCGCCACGUCACACACUUCCUGUCUCUGCUCGCCGCGGCAACAGAGGCCGUGUCCGAAACUCAGACCGCCAGUCCUGUCAGCUCCUUUAUAGAUUUUUUUUUUUUUUAAACCAAACUUCUGAAUGUAUACCUGAACUUUAUUUUGUCACCUUGCUAAAGUGACGACUCGUGCAACGUGUUCAGCUUCACGGCCACUUCUCCUUCACGCUGCUGUUUCUAAUCCCCUGCUGAACUUUUCCUUUUCCCAACUCCAGUCUUCUCCUGAAACCUCUUUCCUGCAGCGAUAAUGUGACUUUUUUUGUUUUUUUUAUCAUAGUGAUGUUUGAUGACUUUGAACUGGAUGAAAACCACUACCCUCUACAGAGUGCACUAAGUAUAAUAUCUCACAGUAAAAGGAUAGACUCACAUUUGACAUUCUUUUAAAUAUCUGUCUUCAAACAAUAUUCAGGUGACCCGUAU
Molecule: messenger RNA, 2485 nt
Organism: Hippoglossus stenolepis (Pacific halibut)
Lineage: Eukaryota; Metazoa; Chordata; Actinopteri; Pleuronectiformes; Pleuronectidae
Product: cdc42-interacting protein 4 homolog
Exons: 15
Coding region: 319-1854 (511 amino acids)
Biological process (GO): signal transduction
Molecular function (GO): protein binding
Source: RefSeq, a predicted model, not a curated record